Molecule: messenger RNA, 892 nt
Organism: Meloidogyne enterolobii
Lineage: Eukaryota; Metazoa; Nematoda; Chromadorea; Rhabditida; Meloidogynidae
Source: the annotation of a GenBank genome assembly
UAUGGGGGAAAAUUGGGGAGAAAAAAAUAGGGUCUGUAUGCUUCAGUAUUACCGUUGGAACUUCCGAUUUGAAGUUUUUUUCGUCCUAUUUCCAAGUUCCAAAAUUUAUAUUAAAUUUCCGACAGUUCCGACUUCUGGUACUUCGUCAUUUCCGACCAACCCUGAUUGGAACAACUUCCCCCGCUAUUGGAACAACACCUCCCGUUGACGGAACUGCAUCCCCCGUUGUUGGAUCAACUUCCCUCGUUGAAUUAAAAACAUCCGCUUUGACGGAACAACUUCCCCCGACAUUGGAACACUUUAUUGAUUAGUUGAUAUAGUUGUUGAUUAGUUAAUUUAUGAAGUUGUCGGCGGUAAGAUUUUCGCGGUAAUUGGGCUGCGGUAAGUUGAAAUAUAGAAUGAUGAAUUAUUAGAGACUGGAGAAUAAUUUUUUCAGUGCAUCUCUAGAGUGGGGAAUUAAUAGAGACUGGGGAAUUAAUAAAGACUGGGGGAUUAUUUUUUCAACCCACCCGUGGGAUGGGGAAUUAAUAGAGCCUGGGGAAUUAUUAGAGACUGGGGAAUUAUUAGAGCAAAUACGGUUCAAAGUCAACUGCCUAUACCUACUACCACCUAUUACUAUUCAACUACAAUUCCAACAGCUAUAAAUAAAUUUUAAAAAAAUUCCUUCCGCAAACUACUACAUAUUCUUUUGCUACUUUUAUUGCCAGUCAGCCGUAAUCCCCCAGUUUUCCAUAUAUUGAACCGCGACAUUUAUCGGAAGAAGGAGAAUACUAGACUGUAAAAUUAUUGAAGAAUUUGGGAGAAAAUAAAGAAAUAUGUAUAUGUACGUAAGGGAAUUGGUGAAAGAAACGAUAGAAAAGAGAAGAAUAAAGCUAACAGACACAAAAUAUAU